This is a messenger RNA of Exserohilum turcica Et28A, 837 nucleotides long. RefSeq names its product carbohydrate esterase family 12 protein. Gene Ontology annotation, molecular function: hydrolase activity. Lineage: Eukaryota; Fungi; Ascomycota; Dothideomycetes; Pleosporales; Pleosporaceae. The record is from RefSeq and is a predicted model, not a curated record. Bases 1 to 765 code for a protein of 254 amino acids. The transcript has 2 exons.
AUGCGCUUCACAGUCCUCUCUUUGCUUCCCUUGUCGCUCGCAGCACCAGCUGCUUUCCACAGCGCAGCCACAAAACCCAUCUACUGGCUGCUAGCCGGCGACUCAACGACAGCCACCAACGGCGGCUGGGGCGACGCGUUUCUCUCCACGACGGUUGCGCCAGGCUCAUCUGGCACCAACUACGGGCACAGCGGCGCAACAACCGCCUCGUUCCGCGCUGGAGGCGACUGGGCCAGAGUCCUCGCCGACAUAUCCACGUACAAAUCCGACUACAGAGUCUACGUCACAAUCCAGUUCGGCCACAACGACCAAAAAGCAACGUCAGGCGUCUCGCCCGCACAGUACCACGAUAACCUUGCGGUUUUCGUAGAGCAAGUCAAAACCUCGGGUGCGACACCCAUCCUCGUUACGCCACUUACACGCCGCACGUUCAACACGACGACCAACCGCGUCAUUGAGAAUCUUUCUCGAGAAACCAGUCUGACCGUUGACGUCGCUACGGCCAACAACGUGCACUACAUCGACCUGAACAAGGCGUCAACGGACUACAUCAAUGCGAUUGGGCAGGCGGGCGCUGAUACGUAUAAUUUCGGGGAGGGCGAGUCGACGACGAAAGAUCGCACGCAUUUGAAUCCCUGGGGUGGCGUCGUGUUUGCGCGUAUAGUAAGUGAUUUGUUGGUGGAUAAGUAUGCUGGUGAGUUUGCGGAGUGGACGGUGAAAAAUGAGACGUUGAGUCGGUUGAUCAAGGAUGGAAAGCUUGCGUAGCCUAGUGUCUUAGAUCAAGCUUGAAGCAAAAAGAGGCGCACAAGGAAAUAAAAUUUCUGGUGUUCAAGUCGU